Chara braunii is the source of this 1687-nucleotide messenger RNA. The record is from the annotation of a GenBank genome assembly. NCBI's taxonomy places the organism in Eukaryota, Viridiplantae, Streptophyta, Charophyceae, Charales, Characeae.
GCCAUGUAAGCAGUGCCACGUCAGCAGUGCCACGUCAGACACAGUGCCACGUCCGACACAGUGCCACGUCAGCAGAGCCACGUCAGCAACAUGACGGGCCUGCCGGGCCAACUGGCCAAUGAGCCCAUUGCCGACUACAAAAAGCGCUUCCAUGCUCAGCUCGCUCUAAUCGAGGCUGAGGAACAACGCCAGCUGGCAGCCAAGGCUGCCCAGCUACAGGCUGAAGAAGCGGCAACAGCAGAGAAGCUGCGGCUACAGGCUGAAGCAGUCGCAGAUGCCCAGGCUCGCCGAAAGGAAGCCCAGGCUCUGCGGCAGCGGCAUGAAGCCAACAGCAUCGAGAAACUCAAGUACUGGCAGUUUGAACCGAACGGCGACGAGGCAACACCGGAAGAGCAGCAUAAGGAGUUCAUGGCCAAGCUCGUGAGCAGCUGCUGGGGCUUCCAGCAGUGCAUCUCUAGCCGCCAACUGGAGGAACGCGUUGACCACGUAGUGGAAAUGCUCGGCGACAUCAGCACCUUCGUUGCGCCGACCACCAUCAGCAGUCAACUGCAUACAUUGAAGACCGAGGUCCAGCAGUUGCAGUCGACGAACACAGAUGACAAUCCGAAGAUGUACAAGAUGCCAACUUUCCAACUGGACAAGUUCGACGACUACACACAGCAGGAUCCGGUCCUCUCGUGGGAGGCAUUCACGACGCAACUCAGGAUUCUGCCUGUCGCCAAGCACGCGUACAUCGGCGCCCUGUUCCUGAACUCAAAGGGCGGAUGCCAGACCUGGUUGAGUCACCUGGCAUCCUCUCACGGCGUCGACGUACCGGACUUGAAGGACAAAAUCACAUGGGAGGAACUAACACGGCUGUGGAAGAAGCGGUUCAUCGUCGACGACACGCCGGCACUCGCCAUCAACCGUUUGUUCACCAUGUCACAGGGCAACACUCCAACACGGGAUUGGCUCACGGGAUUGGCUCACGGAGUGGCAGAAGAUUGCGGCGGUGCCCAAUCUGGAAUUGGCAUUCACGCAUCUACGCCGGAAUUGCUGACUCAAGCCCGCGCAAAUAUGCAAAAGGCUCAAGUCCGCAUGCAGCAGCAAGCCAACAGGCGUCGCGUACCAUGUCUCAUCCGCGCCGGUGAUCUGGUUUGGGUCUCCGCGGAAGAGUUUGCACUGGAACAGGAUGUUUCACGCAAACUGCUUCCCAAGUGGUUUGGACCUUGGUCUGUGACAGCAGCCACGGGAGAUGAGCCCGAUGGCCCUUCAUUUGUGAUCAACAUUCCAGAGCAUCUGACGGUCCAUCCGGUCUUCCACGCCUCAAAGCUGGCAACAUACACGCCAGCCAAGAGCGACGACUUUCCGGGCCGACGAUCGCAGGACCCUCCCUCUAUGGAUGGUCAUCAGGAAGUUGACCGCAUCAUCUCCGAUCGCAAGUACGGCAGCAAGCCGCGGCAGUACAAAGUCACAUUCAAAGCAUGUGAUCGCGACGACACUCGGUGGAUUUCAAGCGCAGAUUCGAAAGCAUCCGCACCGCUGAUCUACGCGCAUUAUGAAAAGCGGAGGUUAGCUCAGGAAGCUUCACGACCAGCCCCUCCCACCCGGACGGUGGUCCCUCCUUCAGACAUACAGCUUCGCCCUCGCAGGUAAGCUCGGUUCUUCAAGGAGGGGGGGGUGUGGCAUACUUCAUAGCCACACGGGC